This is a messenger RNA of Condylura cristata (star-nosed mole), 4797 nucleotides long. RefSeq names its product adhesion molecule with Ig-like domain 1 (gene AMIGO1). Bases 185 to 1666 code for a protein of 493 amino acids. Lineage: Eukaryota; Metazoa; Chordata; Mammalia; Eulipotyphla; Talpidae. The transcript is spliced from 2 exons. Gene Ontology annotation, biological process: brain development. Gene Ontology annotation, molecular function: protein binding. The record is from RefSeq and is a predicted model, not a curated record.
GGCGCGGGCCCCUGCGUAAGGCGGGCGCCGCGACAGGCCGGCCGGUGAGGCGCUGCCGCGGGAGGCCGCGACGGAGCUCCCGGACCCAUCAUGGGCUGAGACGCGUCCUCUGCGAGCAGAACAUGCCCGGGUGACUCCCUCCCAGAUCUUCCUGGCGGCCUUCCUUGCCCUCCCCAGUGACACUAUGCAACCCCAGCGUGACCUGCCAGGCCUCUGGCUCCUGCUGCUGUCCUUGUUCCUGCUCCUCUUUGAGGUGGCCAGAACUGGCCGUCCAUUGGUUAGCUGUCCCACCGCCUGCCUGUGUGCCAGCAACAUCCUCAGCUGCUCCAAGCAGCAGCUGCCCAACGUGCCCCACUCCCUGCCCAGCUACACUGCCCUGCUAGACCUCAGCCACAACAACCUGAGCCGCCUGCGGGCCGAGUGGACCCCCACGCGCCUGACCCACCUGCACUCCCUGCUGCUGAGCCACAACCACCUGAACUUCAUCUCCUCCGAGGCCUUUACCCCAGUCCCCAACCUGCGCUACCUGGACCUCUCCUCCAACCAGCUGCGUACUCUGGACGAGUUCCUGUUCAGUGAACUGCAGGCGCUGGAGGUGCUGCUGCUCUACAACAACCACAUCGUGGCCGUGGACCGCUGCGCCUUCGAAGACAUGGCCCAGCUGCAGAAACUCUACCUGAGCCAGAACCAGAUCUCCCGCUUCCCCCUGGAGCUGGUCAAGGAAGGCACCAAGCCACCCAAGCUCACACUCCUGGAUCUCUCCUCCAACAAGCUCAACCUCCUGCCAUUGCCUGACCUGCAGAAGCUGCCCGCGUGGAUCAAGAACGGGCUGUACCUGCACAACAACCCCCUGAACUGCGACUGUGAGCUCUACCAGCUCUUUUCACACUGGCAGUACCGGCAGCUGAGCUCCGUGAUGGACUUUCAGGAGGAUCUGUACUGCAUGAAGUCCAAGAAGCUGCACAACGUCUUCAACCUGAGCUUCCUCAAUUGCAGCGAGUACAAGGAGCGCGCCUGGGAGGCCCACCUGGGCGAGACCUUGACCAUCAGGUGUGACACCAAGCAGCAGGGGAUGACCAAAGUGUGGGUGACAUCAAGCAAUGAGCGGGUGCCCGAGGAGGUGGCCAACAGCACGGUGACGGUGUCCAAGGAUGGCAGUCUUCAUUUCCGGCAGGUGCAGGUCGAGGAUGGGGGUGUGUAUACCUGCUACGCCAUGGGAGAGGCUUUCAAUGAGACACUGUCUGUGGAGUUGAAAGUACACAAUUACACCUUGCACGGACACCAUGACACCCUCAACACUGCCUAUACCACCCUAGUGGGCUGUAUCCUCAGCGUGGUCCUGGUCCUCAUAUACCUGUACCUCACCCCUUGUCGCUGCUGGUGCCGGGGUGUCGAGAAGCCUUCCAGCCACCAAGGAGACAGCCUCAGCUCUUCCAUGCUUAGCACCACACCCAACCAUGAUCCCAUGGCUGGCGGGGACAAGGAUGAUGGUUUUGACCGGCGAGUGGCCUUCCUGGAACCUGCCGGUCCCGGCCAGGGUCAAAACGGCAAGCUCAAGCCAGGCAACACCCUGCCAGUGCCCGAGGCGACGGGCAAGGGCCAGCGGAGGAUGUCAGAUCCAGAGUCGGUCAGCUCGGUCUUCUCUGAUACGCCCAUUGUGGUGUGAGCAGGAUGGGUUGGUGGGGAGAUUCUGCCCCAGGAGAGGUAAUGCACCCCUGAAGGAUAUGAGGGGAUGGAAGAGAGGGCUGGCUGCCCAAGGGAGUGGGUCCCCCCUGGCCUCAAGGGAAUUGGUCAAGGGUGCAACCGCAGGCAAGACCCCAGCCAGGGUGUGCUGCCAUGAUUUUCAAAUACGGAUUUAUUAGUCAUCAGGCAAAUGCUACACCCCUACCCAAAGCCCUGGCAAUUCUGAAUGUGGAGGAAGAGGAGAGUGUCUGCGGAGUUGGGUGGGAAUGAGGAAGGGGUGGGAGAAAGAGCAGAUUUCCUAAACUUUUUCAAGGUCAUCCCUAGCUCCUUGUGAGGAAAUCAUUUGGGGAAAAAAUAAUUUUUUUUUUUUCUAUCUCUGCCCACCCACACCUGUGAGGUUGUGUGUGUUGGGGCGUUUCCGCAGGAGCCAGCAGGGGAGACGCUGUAGUAUCUCUGUGACCAGGAGGUCACAUCUCACAGCUGGGGAUAUUGGAAACCUUUGAAAAAGUGAGUCAGGAAAAGGUUGAGACUCAAUCAGUAGCGUGCCCCGAGUUGUGAGGCUUCCCACUAAUGCCUUCCUCUUUCCCACGAAGCCCCGGGUGGAUGGCUUUUGGCAGGACUGUGGCCCGUUGGCUCAUACAGCAACAACGUGAGAUGUGGUUUCUGUGCCUGUCCUGGGGCCAGUGGCACCAAGGGGUAUAGUAUGGAGUGAGUGGGGUGGGCUGUCACAGCACAGUGCCAACAUGGGCCGUGUGGAUGGGGACGAACCCCCAGCGAGGUGAAUUGCCUGGUGGGUGAAACCCUGGCCUAGUAUUUGAUUCCCAGCAGGCGGGGGUCCUGAAGGCAGAGGGCUUGUGGAUGCCUGCCACGGAAGUGGCUUGAGGCCCCUUCACCCCGAGGAGGUCAGCUCAGCCUCCAUUAAGCAGCAGCACGCUGGACAUACCUGAUGUGUGUGUGCCAUCUCCAUUCGGCUCCGUAUCAAGUGCAGGUGGGGCUCUGUUUCCCUGAUGUGCUGCUCAGCAAAGGGGGGCGUCCUGGAACAGAUGGCCCCGUUGGGUUAGAUGGAACUCGGGGUGGAUGGAAGGGACCGGGUGUGUGGCUCCUCAGUGCAGCUCCUCUCAGAGAUCUCAUCCCUUUGGCUAAGCCAAAGUGUGGGAUUUCAUGGCCCAAGGGGUUGAGAUUGGGUGGUCUCUGCCCCAGAAUGGCGAUUUGGAGUGUGAGGUCAGAGUCCUGCCCCCUCCACAGAGUUGCAAGCAGUCCUGUCACAGACACAGCCAGUGACACUUCACUUUCAGAGGGAAAAGUCCUGCCACUCCCACUCCUGUCAGAGCUCUGUGCAGUUCUGGUCGCCAGGCCAGGGGAGCUUGGAAGAGCAGCCUCAAGGCUCCAUUCCUAGACUGCAGAAUAUUUUAGGUAUGAAGGUGACAGCUCCUUUAACUGCUCCCCCUGACUCUGCUGCAGGCCCUGGGAGGUGGUUGCUCUGAGCUUUGGCAAGGGGAUGAGCAAGGCAAAGGUGAAUACAUUCUCGGACGUUGCCCUUUUUCGGUCUCUCCCCCUCCCACCAAUUCCCUGUCCAUUGGAAGUUCUCCAGAUCUUAUUUUCUGACCAGCCUUUAGGUUCCAAGAGUUUUUCUUUUCCUGCUGGUGAGGGCUGCUCACUGGGGGCCUGACUGCCGCUGUCAGUUAAGGUCCGGGAAGGGGACUGGAACUCAACAUCUUCCCCUUGUAUGUUCCUGGGAUCUCAAGACUGCUGUCACCCAGUUUUGUUGAGAGGUGCAGCUUUUCCCUCAAGUACUUGCAUGCUCGUAGGUACGCAUGCUCACCAGUACCUUGACUUCCAUCAGGACAGUGAUUCCGUAGUCCCACUAAUGUCCACUUUCAGGAUGGUCUCCAUCUAUGUGCACAACUCAUGUGCAUGAUCUUCUUGCCCUAGGAGAGACAGUGACCACGCCAGGCUCCCCAAAUGCAAACUCUCGUACUUUUAGUUUAACUCCCUGAAGUUUCACUCACAUCUCGUGACACUGCAUAGCUGCUCUGCAGAGGCUGGAGUUGGGAGAACCACAGGCUGAGGAACGUGGGUGAAAGGGCGAUGAGGAAUGUGGGGGUUAAAGACAGUGUGCAGGGUCAAUAAAGGGAGAACUGGGCCAGUGAAGGGCCCAGAAGGAAACUGACUGGCAGGGUCCUAGGUGUGAGUUCUUUCUAUAGGAACUGCCCAGGCAGGAUAAGGGCAGGGGGAAAAGUUGCCUGGUUAUACCCCAGAGACUUGUGAGGAUUUUGUUACUGAAGUUACAGGAACCAUGACUCCCUCUGCAGACUCAUCAGGGAACCUGGGAAAAUCUCAUCACCCUGCUGCAGUUUCCGCUCUAGGAGCCGUAGAGGGCUCUGAAAAUCUGUCAAGUGGAAGUCAAGUGAAGCAGGCCUUCUGGGGCUUUCCAGCUUCGUUCCCCAGGACAAGGGGCCAUUUUCCUCGUAAGCCCUACCCAGUUUAGGGAAUAAGAAAAGGCUCCGAGACGCUAAGUCUCCUGUACAUCCACUAGUUAGGCCCCUACUCGGAGAGUGGUAGGUGUGCCUGGCUGAGAGAGGGAACUAACUAGCCUCUUCCCGUGGCUUCUGUUGAAAGAACCCAAAGGUAGCUUUCUGCCCUGGGGUCGGGGCAGUCAGCAUAGGCAAGCUUCCUGGAACUGCAUUGGCAAGCUUCCUGCAGGAAGCUGCCAAGUCUGGUGGAAAGAAAAGGCUGAAAGAUCACCCCCUCCCCCAACCCAUAAACAGACAUGUCUCCCAGGAAGCAGGUGUCCCUGGAGACAGUAUGACAGGGCUUUACAAUAUGUCUGUGUAAUUGUCACUUAUUUUGUUUGCCUGUAUUUACGGGGCUCUAGGAAGGGCCAGGAGAGUACACCCCAGCUGGGGACAGCAGAGUCGAUUGAUUCCAGUUUCUCUCUGUUCUUACCUCUGUGCUUCCUUGUAGCCGUGCUGGCGAAGCUAGCAGGCCCCCCCCCCACCACCCCCGUGUCACGACCCUAUUCCUCCACUGUGUACACCCAGGCUGGCAAACCAUGGAGCCUCUGGGCUCUGAAAACUAGACAAUGAUCAUUAAACCUGGCUUGAGUCUCUGUUC